AUGCAUAUUGAACUAGAACAGAAACAAUAUCAUCAUGGUCAUCGACAGAUAUGGACAAAUAUCAGAGAUUUAUUAAAGAGUUGUUUCGGUUUUCGAUCUAAAAAUAAUCGUUUAUUUAAUAAAGAUGGUUCACUUAUUGAUGUAAAUCAUUUACGAACAAAUAUUUCUAAUCAUCAACAAUCUUAUAAACAACGUCAACAAACAUGGCCUUAUUUAUUAAAUAUUUAUUCACCAUCAAUGACUAAUUAUGACAAAAAAAUCUAUCAAAAUCAAGCACAAAUUCGUUAUAAUAAAUUAAAACGAGUAUGGCAAGAACGUAUUUCUCGUGGUGAUCAAUUUUAUCUCGUAUUAGCUGAUAAAAUAUUGCGAGAUGUUCAUCGUACUGAUAGACAUGUUAAGUUUAUCAAAAAGAAAAAAGAAAUUUUAUUUAAUAUAAUGAUGACUUAUAGUGUUUAUCAUCCGUAUCCUUGUUAUAGUCAAGGUAUGAGUGAUAUGUUAACUCCCAUUGUUUAUGUAUUUGUUGAUGAAUCAUUAAGUUAUUUUGCAUAUUGUUCAUUAAUGACUCGUUAUAUGAAUUUAUUAUUUGAUCAAGAUCAAAUUGAAAUAAAUCAUCGUCUUUAUUUAUUUAAUUUAUUAUUUCAUUCCAUUGAUAAUGAACUUUGGAAGAAAAUUUAUUUUAAUCAAGAAGAAGAAGAAAAGAAUUUGUUUGUUUAUCGUUGGUUAUUACUUGAUUGUAAAAGAGAAUUUUAUCGAUUUGAUGAUAUUCUUCGUGUACUUGAACUUAUUUGGAUUAAUUCAAUAUCUUCAUCAAUAAUAACAAAUCAUAAUCGAUCAUUAUUUACAAUAUUUAUUUGUAUAUCGAUUUUACAAGAAGAUCGAAUGAAAAUUUUAUCUUAUUCGAAUGAAGAAGACUUAAAUAAAUAUUUUUAUUCAUCAUUAUCAUCUAAAUCUCGUCAUCAUUCAACAAAACGAAUCUUAGAAAGAGCACAAAAAUAUUAUUUGAAUUAUACAUCAUCAAAGAAAUAA
Adineta steineri is the source of this 1026-nucleotide messenger RNA. NCBI's taxonomy places the organism in Eukaryota, Metazoa, Rotifera, Eurotatoria, Adinetida, Adinetidae. The record is from the annotation of a GenBank genome assembly.